Suillus subaureus is the source of this 549-nucleotide messenger RNA. RefSeq lists its product as uncharacterized. The record is from RefSeq and is a predicted model, not a curated record. Bases 1 to 549 code for a protein of 182 amino acids. NCBI's taxonomy places the organism in Eukaryota, Fungi, Basidiomycota, Agaricomycetes, Boletales, Suillaceae. The transcript is spliced from 5 exons.
AUGGUCAGGGACAUAGGAUGGGACACAGUUUUCAGUGCAUACUAUCACCCUAUCCAAAGGAAGUAUACCACCCAGCAGCCAGUUGGAUCUGAGGCCCUGGUUCAGCAAGGUCCCCCUGUGAGAAAAGCAGAUCCCAUGGCCCAAAGGUGUCUCACAAUGGCUGGCAGGAAGAUCCUCUUACAUAGGUCCAAUGAUCUCAGUCCUCUGCCUCCACCAUGGAAGUUGACAGUGGCUCAUGCAAAAGAGCUUUUCCAACUCUGGCAGGUGCAGUCCAUCCAUACUCAUCAAGAUUUGGAUAAUGACAUGGACUUGACUGAUAGCAACCAGGAUCUCAAUAAUAAUAAAGCCCCCAUCAGUCAUGAUGCAGACAACAGUGAUGUAUUUGCUGAUGGAGAGACAUACUGUGGGGACAAUGAUAACUAUGAGGAUUUGCACCACUUGAAGUGUCUGCAAGCAUCACCCUCUGAUGAUGAGGGUGACAGCACACAUAGUCAAAAAUGGAUGCGCAAAUCAGAAGAUUCACCUUCCCUGCAGCAAGUUGACCAGUGA